GUCUGUGUACGAAAUAAUGUGUUCAAAUUAUUUUGCUCAUUUUAAACCGUGUUCUCAUGGUGACGAGUGUUCUCAGUGUCCCGGUCCCUCAACUAGGACAACUAAAAUGCAUCACUGUGAAAACUGUAAUAAACAAUUUACAACCCGUCAAUCACGACUACGCCACGAAAAGCUCUAUUGUCAAGUGGUCAAAAAAACAGGAAAAUGGAGGACCGGCCGCCAAAAAACAGAAAAUAUGUCAUUCAACUGCUAGCAACAAUUAUAUGUGCGUUACAUGUAAUCAAGAAAUUGCUCCAAAGCUUAUUACGGCUCAUGAGAGAAGUAGACAGCAUAGAAAUAAUUGUCAAAGUACUCCCUUGGAGGAUGGGGUAUUUGCACUCAGCAGUGCAUUUAAAUCACGCAUCGCUUCAUAUAGGAUUUGUGAUGAGGGCGAUUAUAUCGAUUUAAAUGAAUUUAUGAAUAAAAUUCACAAUAAAUUACUUGGACUUAUUGUUUCACAAAUUGAAAAAUUUAGUACAAUCAAAAUUAAUUUGGAAUUAUUUGGAAUGUAUACCAUUGAGUCAAAAAAUAUAUUUGAUGUAAAAUCUUUCAAUACUACUAACAGAAUUGUCACUUUAGGCACGAAUAUUAGGAAUAUGUUGCAUGACUUUCAAGAAGUUAUUAGUCAAAAAAUGAUGGAUUUUUUGGAACGAGAUUCAGGCUGGACACUUGUGAAAAUCUUACAUUUAGAAUUAAAUGUAAACUAUUACAAUCCAUUGAAAGCUUCAUCGUAUAUCCCACUACCGCCAAGCGUGAAAAUGAAGAGGGCAAUAGUUAAUGUUCAAAAUCAGGAUAUUCAUUGUUUUGGUUGGAGUGUCGUAGCAGCAGUGUGUCUACCUAUGGGACCAGAACAUUUACCCAGUUCAUAUCCACAUUGGUCGACACUUUUUAAUUUCCAAGGUAUUGAAUUUCCUGUAAAACUGGAUAGUAUUGCAAAAUUUGAAAGUCAAAAUAAUGUCUCUAUUAAUGUUUACGGACUUGAAUUACUUUAUGUAAACAAUAAGGUAAAAUUUGAAAUUGUGGGACCAUUAUAUUUUACAAACUUUAAGAAACCGGUACAUAUAAAUUUAUUAUUGUUGAGUGAUAACGAUGGUAAUCAACAUUACUGUACAAUAACUAAUUUGCCACGUUUAGUAUCUUCCCAACUCUCAAAACAUCAUCAUUCAAAAUUUUUUUACAGCCACUACCGCUUCAGGAACACCGUGCAUCUCAGUCGCCGCCAUUUUACAGUGAUACUGAAGAAAGCCUUGAUGCCGAUCAAGGUCAAUCGACUCCUGUCCAGCAACGAAGCCGCAGCAGAAAAGCCGCAGUCAAUUCUCGUACCACCAGCACGUAAACAGUAUCCGCGACUUCGCAACAUACCUGCAAUACAAAUACAACGAUUGCAGACUUAA
Messenger RNA from Tribolium castaneum (red flour beetle), 1433 nucleotides. RefSeq lists its product as uncharacterized. The transcript has 5 exons. Bases 57 to 1433 code for a protein of 458 amino acids. The record is from RefSeq and is a predicted model, not a curated record. NCBI's taxonomy places the organism in Eukaryota, Metazoa, Arthropoda, Insecta, Coleoptera, Tenebrionidae.